This is a messenger RNA of Postia placenta MAD-698-R-SB12, 1551 nucleotides long. RefSeq lists its product as hypothetical. The transcript has 8 exons. NCBI's taxonomy places the organism in Eukaryota, Fungi, Basidiomycota, Agaricomycetes, Polyporales, Adustoporiaceae. The record is from RefSeq and is a predicted model, not a curated record. Bases 1 to 1551 code for a protein of 516 amino acids.
AUGAAACAACAUUGGCGAAUUAUCCAGGGCACAUUGCAGAAACUCUACACCAGAGGCUGGGAAGAUCUUGUGGAACGGCUAGCCAUUCCGUUCGCCACUCCGGCACCCAAUUCUGUACUCAAUGAGCAUCAGCCGUUCGAAAGGACUGCAGAACUUGGCCGUCUAGAUCUACCGGCUGAGCUAUUGAUUGAGAUCUUUGGCAACCUCGACGACAUCAGCGAUGCCCUGUUCCUCACACUCACCAACAUGCAUCUCUGGGCUAUAGGGCAUGAGCGCAUCUAUGAAAUUCUCUGCUCCUCUGUGGGUACAUGGGCCGGCCAUCGUAUCAUGUGCAUUGACGACUACACCAAAUUCGACGAUAUGCCCGAAGGCGUGCUGUCGGAAGAAGAACCCGGAGUGUUGAAAGAGCUCGCUUGGCAGAUUGAACAACGCCCGGCCUCGUCUCGAUCAAAUCACUCGGAGGACGGUUGCGAUGUCGAAGAUGAAGAUAGUUCUGAUGAACUUGAGCGCGAGCAUGUCUUUGACGAGUUAGGACCCGGUGACGACCACAACGCAUCGGAAGAUAUUCCCAUCAGCGGAGAAAUCUCAAGUGAGCCCGAGCUUGCAGCCCCUGAGGAUGACGUUCGAAUCGAAUCUGCCAAUUCGGAGGACGGAGGUGAAUUACAAUCCACCGAAUUAGUGGGGGACGAUUGGGAUAUAUCGCUUCCUGAUGUCGUUGACCGCGUCUUCACUGACUCGAACCCGGACACUGUUGUUUACAUAGAGCGUAUCCUCGACCGCCUUCUGGAAGUUGAUAUUCCUCCAGCUGAAGAAAGGCGCUGCAGGCUCGUUGCGCAGGAGUGCCCUAACUGGACCGAAGGUCCUGAGACGGACCGUCACAAGUGGGCCCUCUGUAACUUCUCCAAGCACGAAUAUGUGCGCGCAGACGCAACAGCGGCGCUUAACGAUCAAAGCAACAUGGGGCCCUUCAUAGAAGCAGAUCCCGGUCUUGGAGGUGUCCUUCUAUCCCUCAUUUACUGGUCGUCUGAUAGCUCCACUGCGACGGAUGAGCAAGCCGAUCUUCAUCGCGGUCCAUGGGCGGGCGACCGUCUCGCCAUCACUGCCCUUCCAAUGGAGUCAGAGGAAUGGAAGGAUAUCACUAACCCAGUGCUCCGUCAGUUGGCGGCAAUAUAUGAUGCUGAUGACCCUGACGAGGACGACCGGCCUGACAACUAUGUGGGCAUCUUUUAUGGAAGACCAGUCUACUAUGGGGAUGACCUCGAACUAGCCCUGCGUCGGGUAUACGCGUACGCUCUAUUGAUGUGGGGCUGGUUGCAAACAUCGUGCGCCGGUUCACGAAGGGACCACAUGAGGUGGCUAGCAUACAACUUUCAACGCGUGCACCCUGUCGAGUACUUGUCCCAGUGCAGCAUCAUCGUCCUAGAACCUACCGUUCAUUUAGCGGGAGAUUACGCGGCACAUCCAAACGAUACAGGGCGGCCACAUGCCCGGCGAAUCUUUAAACCUUAUAUCAGAACUUACAUCAACCCGUGGGCUACCGGCAAAGACUAA